This is a messenger RNA of Magallana angulata, 1354 nucleotides long. Its product is annotated as ran guanine nucleotide release factor-like. Gene Ontology annotation, molecular function: small GTPase binding; transmembrane transporter binding; guanyl-nucleotide exchange factor activity. Lineage: Eukaryota; Metazoa; Mollusca; Bivalvia; Ostreida; Ostreidae. The coding region runs from base 165 to 725 and encodes 186 amino acids. The record is from RefSeq and is a predicted model, not a curated record. Gene Ontology annotation, cellular component: nucleus. Gene Ontology annotation, biological process: heart contraction; regulation of membrane depolarization; protein import into nucleus. The transcript is spliced from 5 exons.
UGAAGCGUUCAAUGGACAUUGAUCACGAAGUGAAACAGAAAGUAGAAAUGGUUACGCAUGUGUUGUGAAACAUGCCUCAAUAUUAUUUAUUAAUAUUUAUUAUGUAAGUAGCAGUUGCUACAGUAUAUUUAUAUAUAUUGUAUAUUGAAUAUAGUUUUGUUAAAAUGUCUUUGAAAGCCAACGAUCUAUUUGGGGGUGCGCUUAGUGUUCUACUUCCAAGCAACGCCAAGGAUAUUAGUGAUCUACGACAGAUUCCUGAUAACCAAGAAGUGUUUGCACACCCAGUUACUGACCAAAGCAUCAUCAUUGAAAUCCUGGAAUAUGUGGAUAAAGAUGACGACGAGGCCAUUAGAACACACUUCAGUGACCUGGCUUCGGACAAUGAUGUCCAGAGUGGAGAUGCCAUCAUUGCACAGACUGAAAAGAUCCCAGACACUGAUCUGAAAAUGACCCAGUGUGACAAUGCAUACUAUAUUCUUGGACAGCAAAAUGUCUCCAAGUUUAACGAGGCAGCCAAGAACACAGUGGACAUGCAUAUUGGUCUGUUUCGUAUUUCCAAAUUUACCACGGACAUUUUGGUGACCUUCAAUAAUCCUUCAAACAUCAACCCAGAGAGCAGUAGCCACAAGCCGGUCCCUGUCAGUGCCGACCCUUGGACCCUCCAGGAUUUCAGACAGAUUCUGACCUCUCUUGCUAUCGUAGAUGAGGGAAUAUUCGGCCAGUGAAAGUCUCCAUACUUGAACUCCAUGAGACAUUUGAUACUUACUGUUGUGUUGUCAGGUAUAUGAGGUGGAUGAUCAGUUGUGAGUGAGAGCUCACUUGUACAGAGAAACAACAAAUUGAUUGUGUAACACCUUGAAUGACAAAACCCAUUCAAUCGAUAUGGGUCACUUGAAGGGUUUUUCUAAUGUCUUAAUCAUUAAUUAUGCAAACAAGAUACUUUUUUGAAUUUUGGAUGCAUGGAAAUUUACUUUCAAAGGGUCCAGUAUUUCAGAUGUUUUGUUCAUCGUGUGUACAUACAAAACAUGAUUCUGGGAGGUGUUAUGAGAACUCAGUUUUGUCCACCCAAACAUGUAGCAUGUUAAGGAAAAGUAUAGCAGGUUUAUAAACAUCUAUAAGAAUGGAAGGUGCUUUCUAUUAUUUGGUGUCAUUUACACUAGGGGUACUGAGGGGUACUGGGACUAUGCUUGACCUCUAGUGAACUCAUCCAGCUUGAUGUUGAUUGGUCAUUAAUGAGGAUAUUGUACGUGAAGUAUAUAUUGUAAAGUUAAUUGUACUAAAGUCUUUGCCUUGUAAUGACAUUCGGUUAUUGUUAUAAAGACAAUACAUUAAAUAAAAAAAUAUCAAACCAUUA